AUGGAAGUCAAGGAGGCUGUCAAGAAAGCUAAAAAUGGCUUAAAAUCAGGAAGUUUCAUCACUAGUGGGACCCACCUCCAACAAACCCACCUCCAACAAACCCACCUCCCACAACCCACCUCCAACAAACCCACCUCCAACAACCCACCUCCCACAAACCCACCUCCAACAAACCCACCUCCAACAAACCCACCUCCAACAAACCCACCUCCAACAAACCCACCUCCAACAAACCCACCUCCAACAAACCCGCCUCCAACAAACCCGCCUCCAACAAACCCACCUCCAACAAUCCCACCUCCAACAAACCCACCUCCCAACAAACCCACCUCCAACAAUCCCACCUCCCACAGACCCACCUCCAACAAACCCACCUCCCACAGACCCACCUCCAACAAACCCACCACCAACAGACCCACCACCAACACCGUCCGCCUUAGCUAG
Messenger RNA from Penaeus monodon (black tiger shrimp), 444 nucleotides. Its product is annotated as salivary glue protein Sgs-3-like. NCBI's taxonomy places the organism in Eukaryota, Metazoa, Arthropoda, Malacostraca, Decapoda, Penaeidae. Bases 1 to 444 code for a protein of 147 amino acids. The transcript has 3 exons. The record is from RefSeq and is a predicted model, not a curated record.